This is a messenger RNA of Sitophilus oryzae (rice weevil), 1434 nucleotides long. RefSeq lists its product as uncharacterized. Gene Ontology annotation, cellular component: mitochondrion. Bases 311 to 1132 code for a protein of 273 amino acids. The record is from RefSeq and is a predicted model, not a curated record. Lineage: Eukaryota; Metazoa; Arthropoda; Insecta; Coleoptera; Curculionidae. The transcript has 2 exons.
UCGCCCUGUAUAUAUAAACAUCACACAUAACCUACUGCUACAUAAUGUCAAUGCGGUUGGCAGAUCAUUAUCACAGUCAUUAUUUAAUUUCAAUAGUUUAUUUAAAAUCAGUUAAAGUUAAAAUCUGUAAAGUCAUAUCAAAACAUAAUAGUCAUAAUAGCGGUAUCCUGUAAUAUGGGAUCAAUUUUAUUUUAUAAUAGGCAUUGCAUAUUUAAAUUUGUUUUUAACUCGAUAUAAACUACGAGCUUAAUCGUUUGUAACACAUAUUUUUCCAAGUUGGGGUUUUAAGUGUGAUUGUUUAAAAAUAAAGAUGUCUUUAGUUGUAACAAGAAUACUGUUUAAAGGGACAUUUCGCGCUCAACUUUUUACUAAUGGAAUUAAGAAGCCGUAUUGUGCUUUACUUUUUCCCAAUUUUAAAGUGAAUUUUAAUGAAAAUGCAUAUUCCUCUAUUAGAUAUGUACCAAAACCAUGCCUAAGUAAACUACACAGUACGUGUAGCCCAAUUAGCCCAAAAGUAAGGCAAUUUUCAAGUAAUGUUGAUGAUGGAAAGAAGAAUGAUAAUGAAGACACUGAAGAUAAGAAAAAGUUAUCCCUUUUCCAACGAUUUAAGCAAAUGUAUAAAGAUUAUUGGUAUGUACUUGUACCCGUGCACAUAGUAACAUCAGUUGCAUGGUUUGGUGGAUUUUACUAUCUUGCCUAUAGUGGUGUUGAUAUUCCAGCACUGUUGGAACUUAUGAAUUUCAGUGAGAAAAUAGUUAAUUCUAUGCGAAAUUCAAGUAUGGGCUAUGUUGCUAUCGCAUAUGCUCUUUAUAAAAUUGUAACACCCUUAAGAUAUGCAGUUACAUUGGGUGGAACAACAGUCACCAUUCAGUACUUGAAAAAGCUGGGAUACAUUAAACCUAUGCCGACAGAUCGUUUAAAGAAAAUGUAUUCGGAUACUAAGGAGGGUAUUAAAGGAAAAAAGGAAAAUUUAAUGGUGAGUGUAAAAGAAAGUGUAAAGGAGACAAAAGAAGGAAUCCAAGAGAAGAGAGAUAGUAUAGUUAGCAGUGUACAAAAAUCAAGUACAAGCAUAAAAUCUAUGAAGGAUAAAGUUAUCAGUCAUUCGAGUACAGAUAGAAGUAGCAAGCCAUAAUAUAGUAGGACUUUCAGUCAUUUUUUUUUAAAGGAAACAUCGUCAGACAAAUAAUAUUUUAGGUUUUGUAAAUAGGUAUAUAAUGGAUUUUGUUUUCAAAUUAUUAAGAGUUAAUUUGUUUUAAGUAUAAAUUUUUUUUAAAGAAGUAUGGUGAUGUUUUGAAUUUAAUGGAGCUUUAUGCAUGUAGGUAUAUUUACAACAUAUUUCUUGUUAUAAAUAGCAUGACUUAUUUAUAUUUAUUAAGAAAUAUAAGUUAUCUAUAUACAUAACAUAUUUGAAAAUAAAAGGAUUUCGGACUUCAU